AUGCAUCGACCGGAUCUGUUGGCAUUUCUACUGCCCCUGUUGGCUGCGCCGGCUUUUGCAGCAGAGACCCUCGACUGUGGAAAGAUUCGCGCUGAUGGACAUACAUUUGAUCUCUCUAAGCUUGGUGGACCGCAUUCAGUUGUGACGACGCGAUACAGGCCCAACCCACCCGAACACUAUAACACAACCUAUACAUUGGACAUUUGCAAGCCGUUGAAGAAGAGCGGAGGCAAGAAGUCGCCAGAAUGUCCGAAUGGCACUCGGGUUUGCGCCAUUACACACCUUCUCAAGACUGACGAAGACAAGAAAGAGACCGAUGAGGUUACGAACGUCGUUGCGAUCGCAGGAAACCUCGAGAACGCCGGUGGUUCUCGAUUCGAGUGGACUCCUACAAGACUUAGCACGGCCGAGUCGAACUCUGAUAAGAAGAAGGAGGGUUUGCGCCUUGUUCUCAUGGGAGGAAAGGAUCCUUUAUCCGGCCCUUCCAAGGAGAGGACAGACCAAAAAGCCAUUGUUGAAUUCCUCUGCGAUCCUGAGAAGGAGGGAACAGAAGGCGAGUGGGUAUCCGAGGAGAAGUACGAGAAGCGAGCGGACGAAAAGAAAAAUGACGAUGAGAAGGAAGACGACGACAAGGACGAGGGCGAGUCUACUCUUGAGCAUCAGCUCAAGCAUGAUAAUGCCUCGCUUGUCUGGGAUGGCUUUGAAAGCGAGAAGAGUGCCAGAAUUCUGCGCUUGACAUGGUACACCAAAUAUGCUUGCGAAAAGCGAGAGGAGAACGGCGGUGGUGGCAGCGACGAUGAUGGGGAGAGCACCAGUUCCCACUGGGGAUUCUUCACUUGGUUCACCGUCAUUGCUUUCCUGCUUAUUGCUGGUUACCUUAUUUUCUCGUCUUGGAUCAACUUCACUCGCUACGGCGCACGAGGAUGGGAUCUUCUUCCCCACAGCGACACUAUCCGCGACAUCCCUUACCUGCUUAAGGACUGGAUUCGCCGAGUCCUGAACACUGUUCAAGGCACAGGUAGCCGGGGUGGAUACAGUGCGGUUUAG
This is a messenger RNA of Fusarium coffeatum, 1047 nucleotides long. RefSeq lists its product as uncharacterized. The transcript has 3 exons. NCBI's taxonomy places the organism in Eukaryota, Fungi, Ascomycota, Sordariomycetes, Hypocreales, Nectriaceae. The coding region runs from base 1 to 1047 and encodes 348 amino acids. The record is from RefSeq and is a predicted model, not a curated record.